Aspergillus bombycis is the source of this 3321-nucleotide messenger RNA. Its product is annotated as putative mitochondrial serine protease Pim1. NCBI's taxonomy places the organism in Eukaryota, Fungi, Ascomycota, Eurotiomycetes, Eurotiales, Aspergillaceae. The transcript has 4 exons. The record is from RefSeq and is a predicted model, not a curated record. Bases 1 to 3321 code for a protein of 1106 amino acids. Gene Ontology annotation, molecular function: serine-type endopeptidase activity; ATP-dependent peptidase activity; single-stranded DNA binding. Gene Ontology annotation, biological process: mitochondrion organization; chaperone-mediated protein complex assembly; protein catabolic process. Gene Ontology annotation, cellular component: mitochondrial matrix.
AUGCUCCGCGGCCAGUCCCUCCCCUGGAGAGCUGCGCUCCACCAGACACCGCGCCCAUUGAUUAUUCGGCCCCUGCUCGCUUCACCGAGAUACAAUGCCAGUGCCCGGUCAAUCCUAGUUUCGUCGCGCCUCUCCCGCUCCAUCCCUCCCUCCCGCACCUUCUCGUCAAGCUCCAUUCGCCGAAGAGAAAAACCCCCACCCGGAGACGGCAAGGAAGACCCGGACCAUAAAGAGCAGAAGGAAAAGAAUGAGGAUAAGGAUGUCGAACGCACUUCUGAGCCUCGACGCAAAGUUACCGAUCACUCGACAUCGGGAUCUACGAAACGGAGAGAGAAGCAGGCGGUGGACAAGGAGCAACGAGGAUUGGAUGACGAUGGAAAGAAGCCUAGUAAUGUAGCUGAAGGUAGGGGAAACUCCAAUGAGCCAUCUCCUAUCCCUGUCAGUGGCGACUCGGAUUCUAAGCCUAGUGGCGCAAACAACGGAGGCAACGAAGAUGGUGGAAAGAAAGGCAAGAAGGGCUCCGGCGACAAGGCUUUGCAGAAGCCUUCUGUUCCUGAAGUUUAUCCUCAGGUCAUGGCCAUUCCCAUCGCGAAGCGCCCGCUAUUCCCCGGCUUUUACAAAGCCAUCACUAUCCGAGACCCGAAUGUAGCAAUGGCUAUCCAAGACAUGAUGAAGCGUGGGCAGCCUUAUGUGGGAGCUUUUUUGUUCAAGGAUGAGAACGCUGAUGGAGAUGUGAUCGAAAAUCUCGAUGAUGUAUACGAUGUUGGAGUGUUCGCUCAGAUUACUGCUGCUUAUCCUCUUCGUGGGGAAGCUAGUGGCGUGACAGCUGUGCUUUAUCCUCACCGACGCAUCAAGGUCUCAUCUUUGUUGCCACCCAGUGAUUCGACGAAGGCUUCCACCACAGAAGAUAAGCCGUCUGAAAAACAAGGUGACGUUGUAGCCAGCUUUGAAGAGGGAACUCAGGAACUCGCAGCCAAGGAUCACUACGAGCCUACAUCAUUUUUGCGAAAGUAUCCAGUCAGCUUGGUCAACGUAGAGAACCUGGCGGAGGAGCCUUAUGACAAGAAGAGCGCCAUCAUUCGUGCAGUGACCAGUGAGAUCGUCAAUGUCUGCAAAGAAAUCGCCAGCCUGAACCCCCUGUUCCGCGACCAGAUCUCCGCCUUCUAUACCGACCAGUUCCCUGGAAACUUGAGUGACGAGCCAUCUAAGUUGGCUGACUUUGCAGCAGCUGUUUCUGCCGGAGAACUGCAGGAGAUGCAAGAGGUCCUCGAAAUAAUGGAUAUUGAGGAGAGACUUCCCAAAGCCUUAGUGGUAUUGAAGAAAGAGUUAAUGAACGCGCAACUUCAGUCAAAAAUCUCAAAAGAUGUGGAGGCUAAGAUUCAAAAGCGCCAACGUGAGUACUGGCUAAUGGAGCAGAUGAAGGGCAUCAAGAGAGAGUUAGGUAUCGAAUCCGAUGGCAAGGACAAGCUUGUUGAAAAGUUCAAAGAGAAGGCGGAGAAGCUUGCUAUGCCAGAGGCUGUCAAGAAGGUCUUUGAUGAGGAACUCAAUAAGCUGGCUCAUCUGGAACCGGCUGCUUCAGAGUUCAAUGUCACCCGCAACUAUCUCGACUGGUUGACACAGAUACCCUGGGGCCAGAAGAGUGUUGAGAACUUUGGCAUCCAGCACGCAACAUCCGUUUUAGAUGAAGAUCACUAUGGCCUGAAAGAUGUCAAGGACCGUAUCCUUGAGUUUAUUGCCGUUGGAAAACUUCGCGGAACCGUCGAAGGCAAGAUCCUUUGCCUUGUGGGACCGCCUGGUGUUGGAAAGACUAGUAUUGGAAAGUCAAUUGCCCGGGCCUUGAACAGGCAAUAUUACCGCUUUUCCGUUGGAGGUUUGACGGAUGUCGCGGAAAUCAAGGGGCACCGCAGGACCUAUGUGGGUGCCCUUCCGGGACGCAUCAUCCAAGCCCUCAAGAAAUGCCAGACGGAAAAUCCUUUAAUUUUGAUUGAUGAAAUAGACAAGAUCGGGCGCGGCCACCAGGGGGAUCCGUCUUCUGCACUCCUCGAGCUUCUUGACCCGGAGCAGAACUCCUCCUUUUUGGACCACUACAUGGAUGUCCCAGUGGAUCUGUCCAAGGUUCUCUUCGUUUGCACGGCCAAUGUCACUGAUACGAUUCCCCGCCCUCUACUCGAUCGAAUGGAGCUCAUCGAACUGUCAGGAUAUGUUGCGGAUGAGAAGAUGGCUAUUGCUCAGCGCUACCUAGCCCCUGCUGCUAGGGAACUGACGGGCUUGAAAGACGUCGAUGUUACUCUGAAAGAGGAAGCUAUUGAGGAGCUCAUCAAAUCUUACUGCCGUGAAAGUGGUGUUCGGAACCUCAAGAAGCAAAUCGAGAAAGUUUACCGCAAGGCUGCUUUUAAGAUCGUACGUGAUCUCGGAGAGGACGUACUCGCCGAGGACAAGGCUCUGACCGAUGAGGGCAAGGCUGCACAGGAGGAGUCGAAGAAGGAGAGCGAGACUGCCGACUCUGCUAAUGCCACAGCCGAACCAGAGAAAGCAACGACUGAAACACCUCGUGUUGCCCUUAAAGUUCCAGAGGGGGUGCAGCUCAGCAUCGGCAAGGACAGCUUGACUGAUUACGUUGGACCCCCAGUUUUCACGUCCGAUAGGCUGUAUGAAACAUUCCCACCCGGCGUCACAAUGGGCCUUGCUUGGACCAGCAUGGGAGGCGCUGCGCUGUACGUUGAGUCCAUUUUGGAGAACGCUUUGACUUCCGAAUCCCGACCGGGUAUCGAAAUCACCGGCAAUCUCCAAAAUGUGAUGAAAGAGUCUUCCCAUAUCGCGUACUCCUUUGCCAAGUCGGUGUUGGCUAAGCAAUUCCCGGAGAAUAAAUCUUCGAAAAGGCAAGACUUCACAUGCAUUGCCCAGAGGGUGCCGUGCCCAAGGAUGCUAACAGUAUCAGGCCCAUCUGCUGGUAUUACAAUGGCAUCAUCCCUUCUCUCCUUGGCGCUGAACCACUCUCUCGACCCGGCCAUUGCUAUGACUGGAGAAUUGACCGUGACUGGUAAAGUUUUGCGUAUUGGAGGGUUGCGCGAGAAGACCGUUGCUGCUCGUCGUGCCGGUGCCACAAAGAUCAUCUUCCCCGCCGACAACACGUCGGAUUGGCUGGAGCUGCCUGAGAACAUCAAAGAAGGUAUUGAAGGCCAUGCAGUGAGCUGGUACUCGGAGGUAUUCGACUUGCUCUUUACCGGUUUGGACAAGGACGCAGCCAACCACAUCUGGCAGAAGGAGCUCGCGGAAAAGUCCAAGAACAAGUCGACUAAGGACAAUGAGGACGAUGACUGA